GUCCUCAGCUUGCGAUACGUUAAUAUCACAGUUUGUGCGCUGCAGCAGAUUUUCCGUGAAGAUUCCCCACGGAGGUUUGCUCUGCUUGCAGCUCCUGCGUGCAACUUCGCUGUAAAAAGUAGAUGAACCAAACCUAUGGAGGGAAGAACAUGAAGCGUGUGGGGACCAUCCUGCAACGGGGGGUCCUCAUUCUCCUGCUUUGCUGCUUCCCCUGCUGGGCCAUUUUCAUCAACACGGAGCAGUUCCUCUUGCUCAUCCAACAGGACCCAGAAGUCUCCAGGCUCACUCAGGUUUACGUUAUGAUCUUCAUUCCAGCACUCCCUGCAACUUUUAUCUACCAGUUAGAGACGAGGUACUUGCAAAACCAGCGGAUCAUCUGGCCUGAGGUGUUGUGUGGCACCGUGGGCAACAUUGUCAACGGGAUUGCGAACUAUGUCUUCCUGUAUGAGCUGGAGAUGGGGGUCAGGGGCUCCGCCUGGGCUAACACCAUCGCCCAGUAUUCGCAGGCUAUCAUCCUCUUCCUCUACAUCCGAUGGAAAAAGCUCCACGUGGAGACUUGGGGAGGCUGGUCCAUCGAAUGCCUCCAGGAAUGGGACGUGUUCAUGGCCUUAGCCAUCCCCAGCAUGCUCAUGACCUGCAUUGAGUGGUGGACGUUUGAAAUCGGAAGCUUUCUGAUAGGCCUCCUCAGCGUUGUAGACCUGUCAGCUCAAUCUAUCAUUUAUGAAGUAGCUACUGUGGUAUUCAUGAUUCCAUAUGGAAUUGGCACAGCGGCCAGUGUCUUGGUGGGGAAUGCCCUAGGGGCUGGCAACGAGGAGGAGGCCAAGAGGACAGCUGUGGUCACCAUUUUGUGCACAGUGGGUUUUGCCCUCAUGAUGGAUGUCGUCCUGAUAGCUGCAAAAGAUGUCCUGGCUUACAUAUUUACCAGUGAUGAAGAAAUCAUCGCCCUCGUGGCCUGGGUGAUGCCGGUCUACAUCGUCUUCCACUUGUUUGAAGCCCUUUGCAGUUCCGGCAGUGGAAUUUUACGUGGGACUGGGAAGCAGAAACUGGGUGCCAUUUUCAACGCCCUCGGCUAUUACGUGGUGGGCUUGCCGAUCGUGGUGGUGCUGCUGUUCGUGGUCAAAAUUGGACUCAUCGGGCUUUGGCUCGGCAUGCUGAUCUGUGCCCUCAUCCCGUCCACUUGCUGCAUCAUCUACUUUGCCCGGAUGAACUGGAAGCAGGCAGCGGAGGAGGCCCAGCACCGUGCAGGAUUAACUCCAAAGCAACUGGAAGAUUCGAACUCUGCUCCCCUUCCCGCUAAGGCGGCUCCCUUCUCAGCAAAAGCAGAUGUUGAGAACGGAGUCGUUCUGCUGAGCGUCACCAAGACGGACGGGUCGAACCACCAAAUUCGGAAUCAGGAGACGCCCGGCUACUCCACCGUCGGUUCCAUUCUGACCACCAAGCAGCUGAUUGUGCACCGGGGUCUGGCCGUUGCCGCUGCCUUAGCCGUUUUGCUUGCGGGAAUCAUGGCACGAUUCUUCACGAUCACCGAUUAAACAUCUCAAUUUAUGGUGCAGGGAACAGUCCCCAUCGACAAAAGAAGCGGGACGGAGUGGCUUGCAGGCAGCGCGCUGUUCUUUAAGUCAUCCAAUCCAAGGCUGAGAUGCUGACAGAACUUGAAUCCUGUUCCUGCAAAACCUCAAACUAGUGCUCCUCCUGAUCACAGGACCACAUGAGUUGUCUGGGAACAGCAGUGGCGUAGGAGGUUAAGAGCUUGUGUAUCUAAUCUGGAGGAACCGGGUUUGAUUCCCCGC
Molecule: messenger RNA, 1790 nt
Organism: Sphaerodactylus townsendi
Lineage: Eukaryota; Metazoa; Chordata; Lepidosauria; Squamata; Sphaerodactylidae
Gene: SLC47A1
Product: solute carrier family 47 member 1
Exons: 16
Coding region: 123-1532 (469 amino acids)
Biological process (GO): xenobiotic detoxification by transmembrane export across the plasma membrane
Cellular component (GO): membrane
Molecular function (GO): antiporter activity; xenobiotic transmembrane transporter activity
Source: RefSeq, a predicted model, not a curated record